Molecule: messenger RNA, 3479 nt
Organism: Salvelinus fontinalis (brook trout)
Lineage: Eukaryota; Metazoa; Chordata; Actinopteri; Salmoniformes; Salmonidae
Product: zinc finger protein 239-like
Exons: 2
Coding region: 253-1374 (373 amino acids)
Biological process (GO): central nervous system development; regulation of transcription by RNA polymerase II
Cellular component (GO): nucleus
Molecular function (GO): DNA-binding transcription factor activity, RNA polymerase II-specific; RNA polymerase II cis-regulatory region sequence-specific DNA binding
Source: RefSeq, a predicted model, not a curated record
UGGACGGGACGCUCCUUCAACAACAGCUAGUCAGACUCCUCGGUAGCUUUAUAGCAAACAUAGCUACAUAGCUACAACACACACUGUUUUGGUGUAUAUUAGUCGAUGUGUAUUAAACACACUUCUGUCGUAUGUACUUGUUGGCCCAUUUAAUUAUAUAUUUACGUUGUUUGUCAGCUAACGUUAGCUGGUUUGCUAAGUUAGCUCAGAACUACGCUAGUCGCUAAUGCUAGAUAGCUAACAUCUCCGACCAUGAGUUCACUAAGUUACUCUCCUGAUAAAGAAGAGGUCUGCUGGACGAAGAAAGAAGCUCUCGUGAAAGAGGAGGAGGAAGAGAAAGAUAUCACACUACAAAAACAAGUAGAGGGUGAGGCUGUUAUCGUGAAAGAAGAAGAGAAAGACGUUUCAGUGAAAGAAGAGGAAGACGCGUUCAGAGUGAAAGAGGAGGAUGUUACAGUAAAAGAAGAGGCAGAUAAAGAGGAGGAUUCAGUUUUUGGAGUGAAAGAGGAGGAGGGGGAGAUGACUGUCACAUUGGAUGAGGAAGAGGAGGUUGGAGAUAUGUUUAACACCAGAGAGACACGGGACUAUCGUGGAUCCUCUUGGGAGGCUCAACAACAUCGUGAUUCUGACGAGGCAGAGAAGAGUCUCUCCAGAUCAGAACUCCUCAAGAAACACCAGCAGAGACCCACAGGGAAGAAAUCUCACUGCUGCUCUGACUGUGGGAAAAGAUUAAACUCUUCAUCAGACCUUAAAAUACAUCAAAGAAUUCACACUGGAGAGAAACCUUACGGCUGUGAUCAGUGUGGGAAGAGUUUUUCUCAGCUAAAAACCCUGAACUCACACCAGAGAAUACACACUGGAGAGAAACCUUUUGGCUGUAAUCAAUGUGAGAAGAGUUUUAUUUGGCUGCAAACCCUGAAAACACACCAGAGAAUACACACUGGAGAGAAACCUUUUGGCUGUAAUCAAUGUGAGAAGAGUUUUACUCAGCUAAACAACCUGAUAGUACACCAGAGAACACACACAGGAGAGAAACCUUAUAGCUGUGAUCAAUGUGGGAAGAGUUUUUCUACAUCUAGCUAUCUAACUAUACACCAGAGAAUACACACUGGAGAGAAACCUUUUGGCUGUGAUCACUGUGGGAAGAGUUUUAUUUGGCUACAAUCCCUGAAAUCACACCAGAGAAUACACACUGGAGAGAAACCUUUUGGCUGUGAUCAAUGUAGGAAGAGUUUUACUCAGCUAAACAGCCUGAUAGCACACCAAAGAACACACACAGGAGAGAAUCCGUGCUGUGAUCAAUGUGGGAAGAGAUACUCUGAUAAAAGAUCUCUGAUUAAACAUCAGAAAAUACAUGAAGUAGUUGUUUCAUGAUAUCAAUGAAAUAAUGUCACAAUGUAGAAUGUUUUUAAUAUUGUGGAAGGCGUAUUUUAAUGAAUGUCAGAAUGUAGAACCAUAAACAUUUGCCACCUGUUCAAUUGAUUUUAGUCUCAGGGGGAAAAUCCUGGCUUCUUAAUUGAUAGAGUACUAUUUAUGAGAUUCAACAAAAAGUGACUGACAAAAAUAGAGUUGUGUUACAUUUACCACGUCGGUGACCCACUUGAAUCAAAAUGCAACUCUUCAAUAUAUCCCAAACUGUUUCUGCAUGUUGGUUAUUGAUUUGGACACGUUAAAACUAUGUUUUGACAUUGCGCUAUUCUCACCUAGCAAAAUGUAAUUCAAACGACGUUGAAAAGAAGACUAUGCCCGACGUCCAAUAUAUGUUCGGUUGUAGUUGAAAAUGAAAGUUGAAAAGGCGUAUUUUCGGGUCGUUUUUUCAGUGAUUUGAAAACAACUUAAUUUCAACUUACUUGCAGCCUAUACACAUGGACGCAGUAUAAUAAAUUGGUCUAUAAUCAAUUUUAUUAACAAUCCUACAUCACUCCAGUAUUUAUUUACAACGUUCAAGUGCUAAUUGUAUUUAUUCCACUACUGAAGAAGCAUGACUCAAAUCACCUCAUAUUUCAAACAUUCAGCCUGACAAAAUAUACAGGUUUUAUUAUUCUAUGCCUGAUCACUAAGUUAAUUAUUGCCCAUACAUUAAAUUAACAAAGGGGUGUACAUUUGGUUUUGAUAUUUCAUAUUUACAAUUCAUGUAACAUUUAGUAAUCAUUAUUUAUGCAACCAACUGACAAUUUUGGGGUACAAUUAUAUUGACAUUGAUCCCUGAUAUUCUAAAAGCAGGAUAACAUUCUCAGAUGUGCCAACACAAAUGUACUAGAGCAUGACAUUGGGGACUGGUCCCCGAUCCAACAACAUGCCUAUCGAGUGAACCCUGAAAAGAGAGAGAAGCUCCGCAGUGAGGUGGAAAGUUACUACGGAUAUCGCAGGAGUUUCCUCUUGAAAUCAGACAUGUCUGUGGUAAGGACAACUUGGUUGCUGAUUGUCUCAAGGGUUGGCAGUCCAUUUUUUUGAAACUGCACUGUUGGUUAGGGGCUCGUAAGUAAACCUUUCACUGUUAGGUCUACACAUGUAUUCAGCGCAUGUGACUGAUUUGAGUUUUGUUUGGGCAAGUUCCAAGGGGACGAGACUUCUAGAAGCUAGUGAGUUUUAGGAUUCUAUAGAAAGAAAAUUGAGAAAAUAAUGAUACGAUUGUAUUUUAUUAUUUUGAAAUACGUGUUUUUUUCUUGUUUUUCGUUGUUGACAGCCAGUAGACACCAUGUUUAUAUUGGUGAAGCAUUGUAGUUGAUUAUAAUGUGAAAUGGAAGUUGUUUUCUGUUGGUGGUGAGCAAACUUGUCCAACAAAAAUAUAUAAUAUAUUUGUUGUCUUAAGGGGGAAGUUGUUACAGUCUUUGUUUUUUUCAUUUAUGUUUUGAGGUUGGACUUUAGCACGUAUAGCUCGUUAGCACGUAGAGCGCACUGAUUGGUGUCACCUCGUUAGUCAGUAUGUGUUACACCUGUGCUGGCUUGUCCAUCUCGUUAGUGGGAAGGUGUUUCACCUGAGCUGGUCCAGGUUCUAUUUAAGAGUGUCAGGCCCAGUGCUCCAGUUGUCUUGAUAGAUGUGGAGAGUCAACACCUUUAAUUGCGCCACCUUUUUGGUUUGCUUCCUGUCUUUUAGUUUGGUGUGGGCUUUUCUUUUGUUUGACUCUUGAGCAGAUUUAGUGGGUCUCAUGGUCGGUGUCUUUUAGGCCCCAGUUGUUGUUACUAGUCAUCUUUCAGUGGACACCCCCAUAGUGUCUUUCAAAACCCCUCCUAAAAACAAGCUUUUAUUUUUUGUUGGAUAUUGCAUCCAAUUAAUAUUUAAAUCAAUGGAAUUUCUUUAGGGUGCUCAUUAGUCUUUCAAUUGUUAGUCUUCUGAUUUUUAUCCUCUUUUGUUUGUUGUGUACUAAAUAUUUCAGUUUUUUUCAUUGGUUUUUAUUAGUUUUUUCCUGUGAAGCCAUUGUGUUGCAUCCAUGUCUGAAAUGUGCUGUAUAAAUAAAGAUUCAUUUGAUUUGAACAUA